Messenger RNA from Nerophis lumbriciformis (worm pipefish), 687 nucleotides. Lineage: Eukaryota; Metazoa; Chordata; Actinopteri; Syngnathiformes; Syngnathidae. The record is from RefSeq and is a predicted model, not a curated record.
AUGUACUCCCAGCCGGCCAGAUUGCCAGCUCAGACGCUGCCUAUCAACAGUCAGUACAUGGCGCCUACGUAUGACUUUGCGACCUACCAUCACAUGCCGGGAGUCUCAGAUCCACCUGGAAGCGCUUGGAAUCCCGUUUACCGCGAGGAUUAUUCCUUCAGCUUCCCGGGUUCAAGCCCUAGCACAGGGCAAGUGAACUUCAACUCAACAGAGCUGGGUAGCAUGCCCACCGCCCCGGGAGGAGGAGGCCUCAACCCCUACAACCUUUUCCCAGGUCAGGACCCCUUUGGCCCCCGGAGGAGACCCCAAGAGCCCACAAAGCUGAACGCACCGGCAGCAGGAAAGACUCGCACAAAGGAGAAAUACAGAGUUGUCUACACGGACCACCAGCGGCAGGAGCUGGAGAAUGAAUUUCAAUUCAACCGCUACAUUACAAUGAGGCGCAAAUCUGAGCUGUCCUUGGCAUUGAACCUCUCCGAAAGACAGGUGAAGAUCUGGUUUCAGAAUAGACGUGCUAAAGAGAGGAAAAUAAACAAGAAGAAGCUGCAAGAUUCCCAGCAGCCCUCCACAUCCACAUCCACCCCACCUGUGCCCACUGGAUCCACUGAGAGCCACAAUGCAACAAGCCCGGGCAGCAAUAUUCUGUCCAAUGCCAUGUCAGAAGAAUACAAGAUUGAGUUCAUGUGA